GCGCUUUGCACGUGUCGGGUACCUAGUUAUUCUUAAGCCUGACUUACAACACGUCACGUCAUUUAAAUUGUACGCUAAUUACAACAUAUCUAGCAUCAGAUCCUUCCGGAUGACCAUGCUAUAUUAUCAUGGAAAUUUAGCAAAUUCCAAAUGGCACCAAAAGGUUCAAAAAAAGAAGACAAGCAGGCAAGUGACACUAAGCCCUUUGAACCUGCUUCCACGCAUCUCCAUCGCCACAAACGUUUCGCCUCUCGGCCACGUUUCGUGCCCAUCCAUCCUCAUGCAGAGAACUUAGCCUCUGAACCGCCGUCCUCUUCCCCCUUAUAACCUACGCACGCUUGUUUGAACAUCAACCCUGAAGCAGAAGUGAACAAACCCAGACAAAAGGCAAGAAAUGAGCCCGGAGAGAGGCGCGUUCACGAGCAUUCUCAUGCUUCCAUGGCUUGCUCACGGCCACAUCUCCCCAUUCCUCGAGCUCUCCAAGCGGUUUGCCGACAGGAACAUCCACAUCUACUUCUGUUCCACGCCUGUGAACCUCGCCUCUGUCAAGCCAAAGCUCGCGGGCACCAAGUACUUCAGCAAGAUAAAGCUCGUCGAGCUUCAUCUUCCUUCGCUGCCCGAGCUUCCUCCUCGCAACCACACCACCAAGACACUGCCUCCGCACCUCAUGCCAACUCUCAAGAAGGCCUUCGACACGUCGAGCCCCGGGUUUGCCGGCAUCUUGCGGCUGCUCGUCUCGGAUUUGGUCGUUUACGAUUUCCUCCAACCUUGGGCGCCGGCGAUCGGCACGUCGUUGGGCAUCCCAGCAGUCGAGUUCCUGUGCACGAGCGCGACCAUGUGCGCUUUCGUCAACCACGCUAACAUGAAGCCCGGUGUCGAGUUCCCAUACCCGGGGAUCUAUCUUCACGAUCACGAGUUCGAUAAGUUCACCAACUUGCUGGAGUGCUCUGCUAACGGCAUCAAGGAUCGGGAACGAGUGUUCCAGUGCUUUGAACGGUCCUUGGACAUGAUCAUUAUCAAGGGUAUAAGGGAAAUCGAGGGAAAGUAUAUUGACUACCUAUCGUUCUUGCUAGAUAAGAGGGUGGUCCCCGUCGGCCCGCUUGUGGAAGAUACUAUGUUUGAAGAUGGUGAAAAAUCCAAAAUCUUGGACUGGCUGGACAACAGGGAAGAGAAGUCAACCGUCUUCGUGUCGUUCGGGAGCGAGUACUUCCUCUCGAAGCAGGAAAUGACAGAGAUAGCUCAUGGCUUGGAGGCCAGCAAGGUGAACUUCGUCUGGGUCGUGAGGUUUCACGACGGGGAGAGAGACGCAGAGGCGAACAGCAGAUGCCACUUGCCAGAAGGUUUCCUCAAGAGAGUCGCAGGAAGAGGCCUGGUUCUACAAGGGUGGGCGCCGCAAGCAGCGAUACUACAGCACUCGAGCAUUGGUGGGUUCGUGAGCCACUGCGGAUGGAGCUCAGUGAUGGAGAGCAUAAGGUUCGGGGUCCCGAUCAUCGCGAUGCCAAUGCACCUGGACCAGCCCAUGAACGCAAGGGUGGCGGAGGAGGUGGGCGUGGGCACAGAGGUGAAGAGGGACGAGACGGAACAUCCGGAGAGCGGAGGUGGCGAGGAGCAUCAGGAAUGUGAUGGUCGACAAGGCGGGGGAGAGAGUGAGGCAGAGAGCGAGGGAGAUGAGAGGUAUCAUAAGAAGGAAAGGCGAUGAAGAGGUCGA
Messenger RNA from Rhodamnia argentea, 1708 nucleotides. RefSeq names its product UDP-glucosyltransferase 29-like. The record is from RefSeq and is a predicted model, not a curated record. Gene Ontology annotation, molecular function: UDP-glycosyltransferase activity. Bases 395 to 1699 code for a protein of 434 amino acids. The transcript is spliced from 2 exons. NCBI's taxonomy places the organism in Eukaryota, Viridiplantae, Streptophyta, Magnoliopsida, Myrtales, Myrtaceae.